UGUUGAACUCAUGUUAUAACCUCACUGAUUGGAAUCUGAGUUACCCAGUCCAUUCAUCAGUACUUGCGCCGAAGUUCGUCCUCAUCUACAGAAGCCCACGUGACAUCCCCUUACCGAGAGGUCCCGUAACACUUUCAACACCCUAAAGAUGAGUUCUUCGAACGUUCGCUCCCCUGCUGCAAGUGUAGCCGGAGGAUCUCGACCUGCUGCCCAAACGACCAGCCGCCCCCCACCAACCAUCGCUACCGCCAUGGACGUCGACAGUGACGACGACGAUACUCCAACGACUAGGCCACCUGCCUUUAAGGCAGCCAAGCCCGACAACUACUAUGGCGAGCGAGAAAAAUACGACGACUGGGUCAAUCAAAUGAACCUUUACUUCCUUAUGAACAGUGUCCCCGACGACAAGAAAACAUUGUUUGCAACGACUUACCUUCGAGGACGUGCUCAACAUUGGAUGAAGCCUCACCUUACCACGUACCUACGAGGAGGACCAAACAACGAUCCAAACGAACUAUUCGCGAACUGGACACGUAUGGAAGGAGUAAUGAGAACAUUCUUUUCGAUCUCUAACGAAACAUCUAUGGCCGAACGAAUCAUUCAAGAUAUCAGACAGAAAGGGUCUGCAGCUGACUAUGCAGCUAAGUUCCAACAACAUGCUCAACUUACAGAAUGGAACGACGAAGCCCUUAUGCCAAUGUUCAAAAGAGGACUGAAACCCCAAGUCAAGGAUCAUCUGAUCAUGAUCGAACAACAACCGCAGACGCUGGGACAACUAAUUACAGCCUGUGUGGAAAUCGAUGAUCGACAAUGGGAACGCAACAUCGAAAGAAAGAAUGAAGGACGUCGUGGAGGACCAAUCAAUUACGAACGACGCGAGCACGCGUAUCGACCACCUCCACAACGACGCGAUCCAAAUGCAAUGGAUUGGGAGUACAACAACGUACAGCACCCCAGAAGGCACAAAGGCAAGAAGAUCUCCAGCAAGACAUAUAAAGGUAACACGAAGAAGACAACGGAAUGUUGGACCUGCGGAAAACAAGGUCACAUGUCCAAGGACUGCAGAUCGAAGAAUAAGGUGCAUCGAUCUACGAGUCAAAAUGCUCACCAAGUCAACAUGAUCGAAGGAUGGUUCCCUCGACGACGACCCGGAGUAAGAUCAACAAGGAAACUCCGCGAGACAUUUUGGAAUAUCGAGAAGGAACAGCCGACACAAGGAACCAAGAACGACAAACCAGAGACGAAACUGGAAGAAGCAGUGGACACCGCUACAAGAUUAUACGGUAUGGCGAUGGACGAAACGAACGCCACGAAGCCAGAACAUGUUCAGAAGAUCAUCGAACAUGAAUUAACGACGGUCCUUGAAGUCUUAGGAAAGACUACGGCAACCAGGAAGGUGCACCAGCUCACAAAGGAAUUGAUGGAGCUUGACCUUGACCUAUUCAUCCACGUUCACACGAACAGCCCACACGACGAACAGCUAUACAAGAAGCUAGAAGAAAAGAUUGACGCUUACUCAAGGAAAGACAGAGAACUGGAAAUCAACGAUGAAGAAUUCUGGAAUAUCGAACUAGGACCAGAAUCAUCGGAUGAGGAAGACGACAUCAUUAUCAAGGACUCGCUGCAACCAAUCGUCGAAAUACUUAACGCACAGCAAGACGAAAUCAUCAACAAUCAAGGAGUCAUGAAUGUCGACAAAUUCGAUUUAUUCCUCGACACAGUACGACGAAGGUUUUGGGAUUGGCCAGACAAAGUAUGCAAUCCAAUCAACCUCGCGAAUGUACUGACGGAAAGACCACCGCUCGGAAGCCAUUUUUCCGAUGGAGGGUACACAACCCCCGAAGGAGUUACAGUACCGCGCAGGAUGCGAGAACAGAUCCUGGCGCUACGACGAAUAUACCGCGACUACCACAACAAAGUUACUACGGCAACACGAGACGAUCUACUCAACGACAGUGUGACGAUCGACGAGCUGGAGCAGAUCUUUCCGCGAACACUAUCACAGAACAAGCCUGCACGGGAAUGGACCGCAGAGCUAUAUCCAGGAAUAACAAUCUCUACGAAAGGACACAUACGCGCAAUCAAGACGGGAGACACAAUCACUAUCGUCCCAAAAGACAUAACAAGCGGACCCCUUUACUGGGAACUCAACAACAUCGAAGCUCCCAAGAAACAAGUCUUCAUAACGGAAUGCAAGAUUAACGGUAAGAAAACAGCGGUACUUAUUGACAGCGGAGCAAGCAGGAACUUCAUGUCAUACCGAUAUAUGAUACAGAAUCAUAUUACGACGACCAGAAAGCCUCAGGAGGAGAGCUAUAGUCCGACGGGACCUGGCGGAGAUAAAUUCUCAAGAGUGGACAAGGAGACCGUACCUGUGUCCAUGGUCUUACAGCAGCACUACGAGGACCUAGUCUUCGAUGUCUUCAGCAUGGCCAGCCACGACAUCGUCCUAGGGUAUCCUUGGCUUGUACGACACAACCCAACGAUCGAUUGGAAGAACGGAGUACUCAAAUUCAGAGAUUGUGAACAUGUCACCACAAUCGCGCCCGGAACGCCUGACGAAUAUCAGACUACGGAUGAGAGCGAAGAAUUCAACAACGCAGAAUCAAACUCGAAACGGAUAGGGAAAACCCUACCAACUGGACACUCGACUGGACCUACGAAGUCAGCGACUGGAAUCAGACAGGCAAGAACUGACAACCUUGUCGAUAUCCCGGAAGAACCUUGGGACCACAAGAUCCCGUUGGUACCGAAUGCGAAGAUACCCUUCGGACCACUUUACAAACAGUCAGCCUCAGAGCUAGCUACUCUGAAAGAAUGGAUUGACAAGAUGCUGAGAAAAGGCUGGAUUCGGAAGUCUACAUCUCAGGCAGCAUCACCUACGAUCCAAGUACCCAAGAAGAACGGUACAUCAAGGACGGUGAUCGACUUCAGGAAACUCAACGCGGUAACGAUCAAAAACCGAUACCCAUUGCCCAACAUUGACGAAGCCAAAGAUCGACUAAUUGGAGCCGAUUGGUUUUCGAAGAUCGACUUGCGAGAUGCUUUCUAUGCUCUACGCAUGGCGGGAGGCGAAGAAUGGAAAACGGCGUUUAGAACACGUUACGGGCUUUAUGAGUUCAUGGUGAUGCCAAUGGGGCUAACCAACGCACCGGCUUCAUGCCAAGAACUCAUAAAUGAGACGCUGAAGGAUUUGCUAGACGAAUGCGUCAUAGCAUAUAUCGACGAUAUACUCAUAUUCAGCAAAGGGACUCUUGACGAUCACAAGGAAGAUGUCAAGAAAGUACUAACAAGGCUUUCGACUGUGGAUUUCAGGACAGCACCCGAGAAGUGCGAAUUCCACGUCAAGAAAAUCGAAUUCCUCGGAUUCAUUAUCGAACCAGGAAGAAUCUCGAUCGACCCGAAAAAGAUCCAAUCUAUCACGACAUGGCCUACACCGAAUUGUGUCAAGGAUGGAAAGGAACAGCAACAAGCCUUUCAGCAGCUUAAGGACGCUUGCGCUGCGAAACCAGUACUACAAUUAUUUGACCCCGAGAAAGAAGUCAUUCUUGAAACAGACGCAUCAGAUGCGGCGAUCGGAGCAUGCCUAACCCAGGAGCACAAAGGAAAGCGGCAUCCUGUGGCAUACUACUCCAGGAAAAUGACACCAGCUGAACAAAACUACGACAUCCACGACAAGGAGCUGCUAGCUAUUGUCGCUUCUCUACGACAUUGGAGAAUAUACUGCUUUGGAGCAAAGAAGCUAACGAUCUAUACGGAUCACAAGAACCUUCUCUUCUUUACGACAACAAAGGAACUGACACGACGACAGUCCCGCUGGUCGGAACUGCUCGGCGAGUAUCAGUUCGAGAUCAAGUACACACCAGGAAAAGAGAACGGACGAGCUGACGCACUUAGCAGAAGAGUGGAUUACAUGGACGAAAAGUCACACGAAAAGAAGAGUAUACUAAUCGUCAACCAGGACGGAUCCCUGAGCGGGAACUUCCAAGAGUUUAAUCACGUACUCGCAAUACUACGAGACGACAAAGAAGAAUUCCCCAUAUCGCACGGGAAAUAUCAAGUGCCAGAACGACAGAUUGAGGACUGCAUCAAAGAACACCAUGAUGCGCCGAUCAAUGGGCACCCAGGAGUCACGAAGACGAUCAAUCUCAUUAAGAGGAACUUCGAGUUCAGAGAUAUGAGAUCAAGGCUCCCAGGAUCAAAGGACGAAGUUACAGGAACGACAUUCGACUCGAUACUCGUCGUUGUCGACAAACUUACGAAAUACAGCCACUUCGUGCCAUGCAAGGAAUCCAUGACAGCCGUUCAACUUGGAACGCUACUGGUCGACAGAAUCGCCAGAUACCACGGGAUACCAGAGUCGAUAACAUCAGACAGAGACAAGCUCUUCACAUCGAAUUACUGGAAGACAUUCGCAGGGAUGCUCGGCAUCAAACAGAAGAUGAGCACGGCAUUCCAUCCACAGACUGAUGGACAAACAGAAAGAAGCAAUCAGACGCUUGAACAGUACCUACGCCACUACAUUAACAUGGCACAGAACAAUUGGGUACAGCUACUGCCAGUCGCGCAGUUAGCACUAAACAACCACGUCUCGGAAACGACGGGUGUGUCACCAUAUAGAGCAAAUUUUGGAAGAGACCCAAAUAUGAACAUUCGAAUACUCGACAAUCCUAUGUCAGAAAAAGGAAUAUGGGACACCAAUGAAUUGAAAAACGCAGCACAACAACUACAAGAAAACAUCAAAAUUCAACAAAAGGCAAUAUUGAAAAACAGAAAAACCAGAAAUAAUCCUCAGCUUAAAAAGGGGGAUAAGCCGAUCCGUCAAUACCAAUACAGAAGACGUUCCACCACGAGAUCCAAGAAGAAACAGAAUUCGAAGUCGAGAAAAUUCUACGACAAGAAGGUCAGCGAUUCCUCAUCAAAUGGAAAGGAUACCCAGACUCAGAAAACACAUGGGAACCGCUGGAAAACCUACGAUACUGUCAGGAACUGCUCACGAAGUUCCGGCGACACCAAAAGAAUUGAAAAAGGAAUCCCACUCCGACGGAUUGAAAACCGACUCGGAAGGAACCGUCUCGACGCCAGCAACGUCGAGGACAGCGUCGGAAGAAGGCUCCUCUUCUUCCCUCAGCUCGCGAUCAGCGACCGCGAUCGAAGCAGCCGCGCGAUCGUUGAGUUGAGAAAUUUGAGCUUUUAUGCGACGGCGUUUUGCUUUCAACAGCAAAAUGGCCUCCUCAGAGUCGUCAAGUUCUUUCUGCAGCUUUUCACGCUCAGAUUUGAUGGUUCGCCACUCGGAAGCAGUGACGCGGACGUCGCAACGAGAAGCGUUGGAACGAAGACACUCGAGGCAACGACCCGACGAAAUAUGGACCUUGCACACCAGACGUUGUUCCCGGCAACGAGAACACUUCACCGGCAUUUCCUCUCCAAAGGAUUCAACUUGCUCGCACAAGGCGCGGCGACGAAGGGUGGAAGAUGUUCUGGGAGCGCGCGGCAUGGUGGAAGAAAGAUAGUUGCGAGGACGCAACUGAAGGAAGAAGGAGGGGUGGUGUUACGAGCUACGCCCUGCACGAUCAUUACUAAGCUGACGGCCUCGACGGGUGACACGGGAGUCACGUAGGAUACGGGCUUCACGGUGUGCACGGUCGGCGCGCCGGUCACGUGACGUGAUCUGUUGAUCUGUUGAUCUGUACAGAUCCAACAGAUCCACAGAUCCACGUCCGAAUACAUGCGAUGCGGCGCA
Messenger RNA from Rubroshorea leprosula, 5743 nucleotides. The record is from the annotation of a GenBank genome assembly. Lineage: Eukaryota; Viridiplantae; Streptophyta; Magnoliopsida; Malvales; Dipterocarpaceae.